AAUACUUUUUAAUUUUUGCCAAUGGGUAUACACUGAUGCACAGCUGAUUUGUCAAACUAUUUUGCGUUUGGAAAUAAUUACGUAAAUUCGGCAGCCGAGUAUGUCGAUCUUACACUCCAAAUACUACGACCAUCCCGAUGGCGAAGAUGCCUUUGGCAAGAUUUGUGCCACAAACAGAUACGCUGUUGCUGCCGGCCUGGCGUGGUCCACAUUGGAUGUGCUCACUCUGUCCAAACCACAGGGCUAUAUACCCACAAUCGGUAGAUUCGCCUACAAUACGGGUCCACUGAUGGGCAUGGCGACGGCAUUUACGCUAACAACGCUAGCUGCCACAAAAGCGCGCGGCAAGGAUGAUAAAAUAAACUAUCUGAUUGGUGGGUUUGCUGCUGGUGGCGUCUUUGGUGCAUGGAAGCGCAAUCAUGUAGCUGGCCUCUGUGCUGGCCUAUUCCUUGGUAUAGCCGGUGUCAUCAAGAAGAUGUCCAUUGAACAGGGCUGGGAAUUCUUUCCCGAUUCACCCACGCAUCAAUAUGGCUCUGUGAAUGUUGCCCAGAACGAUUUCACCAUUAUGGCAGAGCGUCCCAAGAACUGGACAACGGAAAAAUAGGAAAAUGACCCAAACAUGUCGCGCUUUGUUUUUAGUUAAUAAUUUACCGAAAAGAAACUGGCAAUUUUGUGUAGCUUAAAAAUCCAAAUGCAACCCGAAUAAAUGCCAUGUGAGAAGUGA
Molecule: messenger RNA, 724 nt
Organism: Drosophila grimshawi
Lineage: Eukaryota; Metazoa; Arthropoda; Insecta; Diptera; Drosophilidae
Gene: ND-B14.7
Product: NADH dehydrogenase [ubiquinone] 1 alpha subcomplex subunit 11
Exons: 4
Coding region: 101-604 (167 amino acids)
Biological process (GO): mitochondrial respiratory chain complex I assembly
Source: RefSeq, a predicted model, not a curated record